AUGCUCAGGUUGUUAAGUAAAAAUACAUAUCACACGGCUAACUUACGUAUUCCAACACUACUACCAUCCAACGCCCCUAGACUCAUAUCAAAGGCAGUGGUGUCACCCACUUUUCAAAGUCUACGAAGCUUAUUUAUCCAAACAUCAGACACACCCAAUGAUCAUGCUUUGAAAUUUCUACCAUCUAUGCAGAUAAUGGGGGAGAAUGAAACCCGUGAAUUUCUUAGUGGAAGGGAAGCUCAUUCGUCGCCUCUCGCAGUCAAGCUAUUCAGUGUUGAUGGGAUAAAGUCAAUUAUGUUUGGUUCAAACUUUAUAACCAUUGAAAAAAGUCCUCACAUCGAGUGGCAAUUGUUAAAGCCGGAAAUAUUUUCAAUCCUUACUGAGUACUUGACAAACGGUUUGCCAGUGAUCAACCUUGAUGGUGAGGAUGCGGAGUUGGCCAGCGAUGUUGCUUUUAACGAAGAUGAUGAUGAGGUAGUGUCCAUGAUCAAGGAGUUGAUCUUCACAAGAAUACGUCCAGCAAUACAAGAUGACGGUGGGGAUAUUGAAUUUAUUGAUUUCAGAGAAUCGGACGGUACCGUAUUCCUCAAGUUGAAAGGCGCUUGUAGGACUUGUGAUUCGAGCUCGGUUACGCUAAAGAAUGGGAUUGAAAGUAUGUUGAAACACUACAUUGAAGAAGUUCAGGCAGUGGAGCCUAUAGAAGAGGUGGCAGAGACUCUGCCGGGUCCAGCAAGUAUAUCGCCUCGUAGCAGAGGUGCUGCUUAG
Molecule: messenger RNA, 765 nt
Organism: Lodderomyces parapsilosis
Lineage: Eukaryota; Fungi; Ascomycota; Pichiomycetes; Serinales; Debaryomycetaceae
Exons: 1
Coding region: 1-765 (254 amino acids)
Biological process (GO): iron-sulfur cluster assembly
Cellular component (GO): mitochondrion
Molecular function (GO): iron-sulfur cluster binding; iron ion binding
Source: RefSeq, a predicted model, not a curated record